AUAACAACCACAUGGACGGAAUAUGAUUCACAUUUCUUGUAUCUCGGAAUGGCAAGAAAAAGGAAGAAAAGUAGAAAAAGUACUAGCUCCUCCAGGAAGAAAGAAAGGACUUCAAGUGUUGCUUCCAGUGUUUCUUACGAUUCGGAAAUUUAUGAAGCGCAGAUUGAGAUACUGAAAAAGAAAAUUAAAGACUAUCAGUACGUGAUAGAUAAUUUUAAGGAUCUUAUUCUUCAAACAACGUCUAAAGUCCACAACAUUGAAUCAGAUGGCAAGGGACUUAUCACAUAUUUACAAAACUGCAUUCAAAAUAAAGGUUAAGUACACCCAAGCUUUUUUCAAACAAUAGAAUAUAGAUAAUGACAUUGAUGGUUUGAAACAAAAUCUCAGCACGUUACUUAGAAGAAUGAGUGAAAAGCAUAAAGAGCACAACAAAAUUGUAGUCAGUCUGAGAUUAGAUAUCGAAGCUAUUGAAGAAAAGUUGAACUCAGAGAAAGCAGUUUUGAGUAUAUUUGUUUCUCUUACAUUGUGAUUGAUAUAUAUGUAGCAGGAAAAGUUGAGUCUCUCGAAAAUUUUAGUGUUGAGCGAGCUCAACUACAAUACAAGACAACAGAAAUACAAAAUUUAAUCGAAGAAACAUUGAAAGUCAAUAAGUCCAUAUAUCAUGAAAAAGAUUUAGAACUAACUGUUUCUCAAGAUCAAUUAUUCAAAGAGAUGUUAAGCAGGGUUUCACAUUUGGCUAGCGAAUUUCGAAUUGGCACAGAGAAACGAGUUAAUAAAACAGAACGUCGAACAUUAGAAUACAAUUAUAAACUUAAUGACAAGUUGGCAAAUCUAAGCAACAAAAUAUCUCAUAUCAUGGGUAAACAUAAAUCCUAUAAACAAGCUACAAGACAACUGAAGCAUGAUAUAAACAUACUACAGGAACUAAGAGAUCAAAUGCAUAAGAACUGGUCGAAUCAUGUCAAAUCUUUAAAAGGUUCAGUAUCCAGUUGUUUAGAGAAAGAACAGAAAUUAUCUUCAAUAAUGAAAUCAUUUACAAGUGACAAAACUAUCGACCCAAUGAACAAUGAUUUAUUUGACGAACAAAUAAAAUUUAUUACUACUAAAGAAGUUCAACUAAAUGCUGAUUUACAAACAUUAAGAUCUAAGUACGAGCAUACAUUAUUUCAAUAUGAAGGAUACAUGAAUCUGAAGAAUAAAGAACUUUAUCGUUUGAAACAAUUGAUUAAAGCUAGAAACAGUCUAUAUCAACUAGUGUUUGAUUGCAAAACUGCGUUAUGGGAAGCCUAUGAAAUGUUAGAACCGGAAAAUGCUAUGAAACUGAAUUUAGCUGAACGAAUUCAACGUCAUGAUCAUUUACUGACUGCAUUCUUUAUCUUAAUUUAUACAUGUGAUCAGCUUAUUUCACGUAUUACUCCAUAUCAAAUUGGAGACUUUCGAUUAGAUCAAAUAACUAGAAGUAUACCCUCAGCAUCAAUAAAGCAGUCAUCACGUGGUAAUAAGGUUAUGUUUAGUAAUUCUCUGCAUACAUUUUCCAGUUCUUCAUUGGCUAAAAGUGACAACCAGACUGGGAAAUUUUCAUCAAACAACAAUGAAUCUAGUGGAUCAUUGUUGGAUUCAUGUGGAAAAGAUCGUGAUUCAACGUCGGACUUCCCAUUAGCGUUGAAAUUCGGUUUAGAACCAAUAGUCGAUGCAAAGCAAAAUAUUCCCACUACUAAUUUAAUUAAAGAAUUAUCAAAAUGUUCACGUCAAUCAGUAAGACGAACUAACACUCCAGUUUUACAUUCAAUAGCUGUGCAAACUGAUUCAUUAUUCGCAAGUCAUAAAGAACCAUCAAAUUUAUGCAAAAAGAUGAAUUUAAACAAAACAUGUUUUGCAAGAAUAAGUCGUGGGAUUUUACAACUUCCACUGAUUGAUUCAGCAAUUCUGGCACCAAAGGAAGGUUAUGAUGAAUUGUACAGAUUCAAUAUACAAUCAACUUAUAAACAUAAGUCACCUAUACUACCAAGUUUAUACAAAUUGGCUAAGAUGUAAUUCAGCUUAUGUAUAAAUGUUAACUGUUGUAGUAUAACUAUUGUGCCACAGGUUCGAACCAUGUAGCAGCCAAAACUUUUCUGAUCUUUCUUAUACACUUAAUAGGACAUUCAAAUAUUAAUGAUAUUCCAACGAUUUCAAUCACUAUAUUUCUUUGAAUCGUAACUUUUUGGAGUUGUGAUGUCAAGCCAAAUAUCCUUUAGCAUGAUAUAAACAUCUGAUGAUUUUCGUUUGAUCUCUUCAAAAAAACAAUAUGCACCUUGUAUUUUCUUAUAAUCUUGUUUAGUCACUAAUUUUAUUUCGUUUGUCAAUGUGAUAUAUAAGUAUAAACGUUUCAUGAGUUAUUUUCAAGUUCAUCUCGGGAUUUAUCAACUAUUCCUAAUUUCAGUAUGAUACGAGAGUUAAAUUUCACGUGGGAGCUUUAUUAAAAAGAUUAAAAAAAAAUACUAUUUUGAAAAUUGUUUCUUG
Messenger RNA from Schistosoma spindalis, 2502 nucleotides. NCBI's taxonomy places the organism in Eukaryota, Metazoa, Platyhelminthes, Trematoda, Strigeidida, Schistosomatidae. The record is from the annotation of a GenBank genome assembly.